AUGGCGACUGCCAUGGCGACUGCAAUGGGUACAAGGCUGGGCUUGGAAGACUUGGAGAUCCUUUCGGACCAGCAGCUUGUGCAGACCUGUUUUCGCUUGGAGGGCCGAGUGCGGAUGCUGGCGGCUUUCUUAGGAGACCUCAACAGCGAGAAGGCCACACUGCAAAGGCAGCAGGCCAUGCUCAGAGAGCGAUUGGCCGAGCUGGAGUUGGGCCAGUUAGGCCCAGGAUCCCCGACAGCCCACAUGCACGCCGAGGAGGACGCUGCGCCAGAGCUGAAAGUGCCCGAGGAGUUCUGUCUCAGACAAAGCGCUGAAGGAGUGGAACUGAGCUGGCGUGCCGUGGGCUCCGUGGGCCCGUCGACCAGCUUUGAGGUGCAACAGCUCUCCCAGGGGAGCGGUGGUCGCACCCGAGUUCGCAGCUUCAUGUUCGAAGGUCAGGCAGAGGCGGUGCAAAGGUGCCUCAUCGACUCGGUCACAAAGUCUUGCGCCUUCCGCGUCCGGGCAUGUGCGGAGCAUCAGGGGCGAAGUGUGUACUCGGACUUUUCAGCGCCCACUUUCGCCAACGUGGAAAGCCCAAAAGGAUCCAAAAGCGUUUCGUGGGGUGCCGCUGCACCGAGUGCGGACGGAGCGGAGGGGUUGAUGGAGGUCAUUGCCUCUGGCUCGCCUCCCUCAAAGGCACGGCUGCUCCCUGCCACGCACCACGACACGCCUUCGGAUGCGCUGAGUGCGGAGCGCUUGCGGCACCUCGAAGGCCAGGUGGAACAGCUGCGGAUGGAGGUGUUUGAGCACCAGCAUAGCGCGGCGGAGCUGAGGCAGGAGUCUGCGGAGCGCUUGCGGCACCUCGAAGCUCGCGAGGACCUCGAGCUUCGACGAAGAGAAGCCCAGGAGAAACAACUGAGAAUGGAAGUGAUUGAUCAUCAUCAUGGUAUGGCACAGCUUCAGCAGGAGUCGGCGCAGCGCCUGCGCCAGCUCGAAGCCUGCGAGGACUUCGAGCUUCGACGGCGAGAAGCUCUGGAGGAGCAGCUGCGGAUGGAGGUGCGUGAGCAUCAGCGUGGUAUGGCGCAGCUCAAGCAGGAGUCUGUCGAGUCCUUGCGCCAGCUCGAAGCUCGCGAGGACCUCGAGUUUCGACGACGAGAAGCCCAGGAGGAGCAGCUGCGGAUGGAGGUGUUUGAGCACCAGCGUGGCUUUUUGCAGCUGCAGCAGGAAUCUGUCGAGCGCUUACGCCAGCUCGAAGCCCGUGAGGACCUCGAGUUUCGACGGCGAGAAGGCCAAGAAGAGCAGCUGCGGAUGGAGCUGCUUCAGCAUCAGCGUGGCAUGACACAGCUGGAGCAGGAAUCCGCGGAGCGCUUGCGCCAGCUCGAAGCCCACGAAAACCUCGAGUUUCGGCGGCGAGAAGCCCAGGAGGAGCAGCUGCGCCUGGAAGUGCAUGAGCACCAGGCCAAGCUUGUUGCAUCAUCCGAGUCGACAGGCUCGCGCCAGGACCAGACGACUGCUGGCUCCUGGAUCCAUCAAAUUACUUCCGGGGGAACUUCUUCAGCACAACCGGAAGUACAAAAGCUUAUCCUCGGCCCAACGUCAUAUACGCACGCCGUGCCUGCACUUGGCACUGAAAGGAGUGGCAACACGGUGGCAUCGGUGCUCUCCCAACCGGAAAUAGCGCAGGCAGAGAUGGCACAGCCCACCGCGGCCUGCGGCUCGAGGUCACCUGUGCCAGCGAAAGUGCUUUCAACUUCACUUCGUUCCAGCCCUAUCUCAACUGAAGCAAGGUCACCUGUCCAAGGAAGUCCAGCGUUCUGUGGAACACCUUCCAGCUUACAGUGGCAGGAUGCGCGUUCGGUCGAAGGGAUUCCUUGGAGGGUGUCCGCGGCCUGUGGCUCGGAGCUCCUCCCACCGCCACCACGCAGCUCACCGGCCCGAGAUAUCCCCCCGGAGCACCGUGAUCUCCGUGAGCCGUGUGCCCCACGUGCUCCAAGUGCCCCAAGUGCCCAUGUGCUGACGGUCCUAACAUCCGACAAUCGGUGGGAGACCUUGAAAUUCUACGCCGGCAACUUCGAGCAGCAGGCAAGUGAUUUUCUCGCGCAGAAGAAGCUCAAAGCAGCCUUCGUUGGAGGUCUGGCUGCAAAGAUGAAAGCCAUGGUCGCCGCUGGGCAAGUACAGUCCUCGGUUGAUAUCGUUGAUCUGAUUUGA
Symbiodinium natans is the source of this 2187-nucleotide messenger RNA. The record is from the annotation of a GenBank genome assembly. Lineage: Eukaryota; Dinophyceae; Suessiales; Symbiodiniaceae.